This is a messenger RNA of Cylicocyclus nassatus, 1476 nucleotides long. NCBI's taxonomy places the organism in Eukaryota, Metazoa, Nematoda, Chromadorea, Rhabditida, Strongylidae. The record is from the annotation of a GenBank genome assembly.
AUGGGAGGAUCACCUGUUACUUCAUUGACGCAGCCUUCAUCGGCAAAGAAGAAACCGGAGAUGAGCUUAAAAGUUCGAGUGUCUAAUCAAGAAAGGAAAAUCUCCCACAUAGAAAAGGACACAUCACUCGAAGAGGAACCCGCACAAAGGGAAUACGAAGUUGUUCAAUUACGGACUCCCGUAAUAGGAGAAGCUACUCACUAUGACCCUGAUCUCAAGACAGAACCAGCAUCUGAAGAAAUGAUCUCAGCAGAGAUUUUAGAUGACACUGGUCGAAUAGGACCUAUGUUUGAGGUGCGCGAUACAAUGAUCUUCCGUCCACCUCCACCACUGCCGGAAAAGAACAUCCUCCAUGCUCACUUUGAUACCGCUUUAUUAGAGAAGGAAACUAUGAUCAAAGUGCCUGUACAUAACAGAUGGGACCCAAAGGGCAAAACCGACAACAGCGAAAUCAAAGAGCCAGAGGAUGAUUUGUACUGGGAGGAGCUACGAGCAAAGCUCAAAAAUAUUUCGAAAUUGGAACAGCAGGGUGGAGAUAGACAUCGCGAUUAUGGAAGCAGCUUCAUACUCCCCGUAUUGUCGAGCACCCAGUACGACAAUAAUACCGUUCCGACAGCUUUUUCAGAUAUUCCUGUCACGGUCGCUGUACAGCUAAACAUACUCUACCUCGCGAAUUUCGACAGUCAGCUUAUGGAAUAUUCAAUUGAUGUCGAAAUGGCCCUCAGCUGGUUUGAUCUCAGGCUUGCAAAUAAUUAUACAAAGCCUAUAAGGAUUCGUGAAAAACAGAUCUUGGACCUGAUCUGGAAGCCCGACCCAUAUUUUGUGAACUCAAAGUUCUCGCAUUUCCAUGAAGUAUCAUUUCCUAAUUUUCGUAUGAGAGUUUUUCCAGAUGGCCUUGUGAAGUAUACUAUGAGGAUAACCUCGGUAUGCAACUGCUUCAUGCUAUUCUGUCUCUAUCCACACGACCGCCAAAAAUGCGACCUUCAAAUUAGUUCCAUUGCCUAUCCAUCGUCAUUCCUUCGAUUUGUCUGGCAUUCGGAUCCGAUAAUGUUUCAGUCAGAGAUCGCACUUCCAGAGCUCCAUGUUCAACGUCUUAAGACUGAACAUUGUCGUGUGGAAGGAAAACUUAUUGAUUCAUCCUGCAUUCGCCUCGUUUUUGAACUCGAACGUGAUGGUGGACGAUUUGUUGUCGAAAAAUAUAUCCCAAGCACAUUAGCUAUGAUGUUUGCCUGGGUGGCACCUUAUGUACCGUACAACUACGAGGAUGUUCGCAUUAUUACGCCGAUUACGGUGCUUCUGACGUUGGUGCAAAUGGAGAAGGGUGAUAAGGAGAUCAGAACAUCGUAUCUGACAUCCAUGGACAUUUGGUUCGCUGCUAUGAAGGCAUUCACGGCUCUUUCAUUGGUCGAGAGCCUUAUUGUACUGGCGCUUAUAAAAAGGAGCAGAGCCAUGGUAAGCGAUUUUUGGUCUUACUGA